AUGGCAACAUCAUUACGGACCUCGGCCUCAAUGGCUCUGAGAGCCAAGCCGACGACUCACCUCAUCCCGUACCGAUCCAUCGCCGCUAUCUCCUCCUCAUCACGCAAAGAUGCCGCCCCGGCACAGCACUCCGUAACGCCGCAUAGCGCGUCCGGCCUCCUCCAGCGGAAGGAGGUUCCUCUAGCGAGCCAGGAGGGCACAAAGGGUGUUAUCCAAUAUGCACUGACCACGCUCGACAUAAUGGCCAACUGGGCGCGGCAGUCGUCGCUGUGGCCCAUGACCUUCGGGCUGGCGUGCUGCGCCGUCGAGAUGAUGCACCUGUCCACGCCGCGCUACGACCAGGACCGCCUGGGCAUCAUCUUCCGCGCGUCGCCGCGCCAGUCGGACGUGAUGAUCGUCGCCGGCACGCUGACCAACAAGAUGGCGCCCGCCCUGCGCCAGGUCUACGACCAGAUGCCCGACCCCCGCUGGGUCAUCAGCAUGGGCUCCUGCGCCAACGGCGGCGGCUACUACCACUACAGCUACUCCGUCGUCCGCGGCUGCGACCGCAUCGUCCCCGUCGACGUCUACGUCCCCGGCUGCCCGCCCACCAGCGAGGCCCUCAUGUACGGCAUCUUCCAGCUGCAGAGGAAGAUGCGCAACACCAAGAUCACGAGGAUGUGGUACCGCAAGUAG
Phaeoacremonium minimum UCRPA7 is the source of this 675-nucleotide messenger RNA. Its product is annotated as putative mitochondrial nadh-ubiquinone oxidoreductase 20 kd subunit protein. The transcript is spliced from 3 exons. Gene Ontology annotation, biological process: aerobic respiration; electron transport coupled proton transport; mitochondrial respiratory chain complex I assembly. The record is from RefSeq and is a predicted model, not a curated record. Gene Ontology annotation, molecular function: 4 iron, 4 sulfur cluster binding; quinone binding; NADH dehydrogenase (ubiquinone) activity. The coding region runs from base 1 to 675 and encodes 224 amino acids. NCBI's taxonomy places the organism in Eukaryota, Fungi, Ascomycota, Sordariomycetes, Togniniales, Togniniaceae.